This is a messenger RNA of Cladophialophora bantiana CBS 173.52, 1629 nucleotides long. RefSeq lists its product as uncharacterized. Lineage: Eukaryota; Fungi; Ascomycota; Eurotiomycetes; Chaetothyriales; Herpotrichiellaceae. The record is from RefSeq and is a predicted model, not a curated record. The transcript is spliced from 2 exons. Bases 1 to 1629 code for a protein of 542 amino acids.
AUGAACUCGGGCUUGCUCACCUCUGCUUCUGCCGGCCAUGCGAAACACCCAAAGUCUCCUUGGAUUCAAGUCACGGAUAUACCAUUUUCGCUUGCUUCUGCGACUGUAUUGGCCUCUGUACGUGAGAACGACGACCCAGCGGUUGAGCUCAGCCAGUUGCCUACCAUCUCCCCCAAGUCAAUCCGAAUCUUCGAUAUAUGCACCAAUGCCGGGGGUGCACGUCCUGUCGGCUUGCUCCUGCAGCAACAUCUUCGCCGCUGGUUUAAAAAGAUCAAAUUUAUGCCGCUUGUUCACAGCCCAAAGUUGCAGAGCCAUCUUUUUGACCGUCACCGAUCUUCAGCAUUCGAGCCGAGUUUUUUGAAUGCGCUUUGGGAUGAGAGCCGCGCUGGCUUGGAUGUUGGAAUUGCAUUGCAAUUACCUUGCACGCAAAUGGCGAAGCAGUAUAAGCCGCUGAAUCUGGGGCAUUCCUUCACAUAUCUAGUCUUUGGACUGUCACAAGCAGAUGAACUAGUGGUCGUCUACAGACACCCUACUUUCUUUUCUGGGCCAAUGCGAGCGGCGGAUGGUUUGGGCUCUCUAUUUUCGUCGUCUCAGUGGUCACAGCGAGUUCCAUCCCGAGGGUUUUCAAGGCAACAGCUCGUCAAGCUUAUUAUACUGGAACAUAUCCGUCUCCAUGUUCGCAAACUCCGAGAGAUCUGUAGUGCAACAUACCCUUCGACAAAGAUGAAUCUGUUGUACCUCGGGUCUGAUACUAUGGCGAGCACGAUCACGCGCCUCAGACAUUCAUUCGAGUUCUGUUGCCAUGUCAAAGAGUUUUCAGAGAUGGCAGAGUUCAUGGUCCAGAACUUCGAGGCCGACAUCGGCAAUGCUUCGCGACCGUCACUGCGCUGCUACCUUGUUUCUAUCCGCCAUGAAUGCUCUCAGUUGGAGAAUCUGGCAAACGCUAACCACGAGCGCUAUAAAAUGGCAUGGGACAUGUAUAAAGACAAACUCAACGUCAACGAGUCACGCGAUGUCAAAGGGUUGACUGUACUCGCCGCCAUUUUUCUCCCGUUGUCCCUUUCCUCCAGCAUCCUCGCCAUGAGCACACGCCUUGUCGACCUCAACAUCUUGCUGUACGACUUUGUCGGCGUCUUCCUCAUCCUUUCAUCCAUUGCCAUUGUCUUAUACAUUUCCAUUCGCGGCAUCGGCGCGUUGGUUCGAAAGGGACGUUAUAGAGUCACACACAGACUGGUGAAAAUGUCAGAACACAUGGAUGGAUUCACUAAUACGAUCACAAACAUAUAUAGCUCCAUGAUGUGGAAGUCAUUUGUUGUGCUCAUGCUGGUGAUAGUGACAUUGGCAUGGCUAACGGUGACGGUUUCCUUCAUAGUGGGCAUGGUCGGUGAUCACGGCACUGGCGUCGUGAUGCUAAAGUACACGGCUUUCACAACGGCAGGGAUCAUAGGUAUGACGGUGGUUUUGAUCGUCGCAGCAGUUUUCAUGUUCAAGGGAAUUGGCAAGGAUCCUAGUCUGGGGAAAGCCACGCUUGGAAGCGCCAUGAGUUUGAUUGCCGGUAGCAGGCCAGGAUCGGACGGAAUGAUACGGCCACAAGGCUAUGACAUGGAGGACUUGUCGAUAUUAACGUGA